GCAGUUUGGUGAAGGGAGGGUGGGGUCAGGUAGAAGCAAAUGCACUGAGCCAACAGGAAUCAGCUAUUUACCUGCUGCAAAGGUGAGACUCAGCUUUCUAUUCCUGCUGCGUACAAUCUACAGGGACUCGGCUCGUUUGUUUCUGCCACCUACCCGGACUGCCUUGGAAACAUGUAUCGCUGCUAGAAUAUUUCUAUUCCAAACAAGGACUAAUAACUACCAAAAUGAAGAAGAACACUUCCAUGCAGGGGACUCUUAAUAAGCUUUUUGGAAAGAAAAACAGUAGUCAAAAUUCACUGUAUGCGGAGAAUCCACCAUGGAUGAAGCCUCAGGGAGUCAAGAAGACAUCCGUUGACUACCAAGAAGAUAUACACAAUUCAUUUUCAUUUCUGGAUGACUCUGGGACUGCAACACUGAAAGCUCGACCAGGUCCCCGUGCCAGGCCUGUACUUCAAUUCUCAACCAGUAACACAGAUACUCAAGGACUUGCUGUACCUACUCCUUCUGUCCCAGCAGGGUAUUCUGACAAUCUUUCUAUAGGUAAUGGACCAAAGCUGAAUGGCAACUACAGAAUGUAUAGUUCUGUUGGGGAUCUGCGGUUAACUAAUAAUUAUUAUGAAUAUUAUGAUGAGGAAAUUCCUGCACCACCUUCUAUGCCACCUCCUCCACCACCUUCUAUGCCCCCUCCCCCACCACCUAUAAUGAUUCCUGCUGCUCCAGCACAAGAAAGUCCGCCUUCAUUCGCUCCAGUGUCCCCAAGUUUACCAGACUUCAUACCACCCAUGCCACAUACUUCUGCAACAACCAUACCUAAUUUUGAGCCUUCAACAGACACUUCCACAGCACCAAAAGUUUCUGAACAACGUCAAACUGAUAAUGUUUCCAAAUGGAAAUCGGAAGGAUCAAAGAAUAUGCCUAUGACCUUGCCCAACAAGUUUUCUUUAAACGGUGCUGGUUUUCAGCACAGUCAAGGACAGACAACUAAAUAUAUGGAUCCCCAUUCAUCUUUGCCAAAGACCUUUAAAGUCCCUCCUCCUGCCCCAAUGAGGAUUUCAUCAAUACAGUUACAUGAAUCUCAGAAUAUAAGCUACUCUACAGAACCUCCACAAUCGCCUGUACCUUCUAGUUUCAAUCCUAGUGUACAAGCCAAACUUUUCUUGACCUCAAAUCAAGGGCAGAAAUCUUUGAAUGAUACAUUAAAUAAAAGAAAGUCAAUGCUUAUUAUGGAUGAUCUACAGGAUCUGUCUCAAAUGGAUGGUACAAUUCAAAGAAAUGACAGCAUAACAGAUUCUACAGCUUCUGGGUCUUUGUCCCUAAAGUCCACCAUGAAUACAAAGUCACAUAUUGAACUAGAUAAUGAACGUAAGACUGUUGGUGAUGACAGAUGGAAAUCCGAGCUUGGAUUUAUUGAUGAUGUCCAGAAGCCGUAUAACAAAAUGUAUACAAAUGGCAGUGACUUGUCAGGGGUUUCUGAAAAAAUUAAGGAGGGAUCAAAACGUCCUCUGAGCAGUAUUGAAUUUAAUAAAAUGGCAUUUAAUAAAGAUGGAUAUUUAGCAAAGGAACGUAAAGAUACAAAAUUUCCUGUAGAGGUUCUCUCUGUGAAACCUAUUGUAACAGACAUGUCAUCAAAUACUAACGUACAGCUCAAACAGAAUUCCUUAACAAGAGAUUUAGGAGAAAUGGAAAACAAAAUAAAGAUGGAUAAAGAGGCUCCUCCCACACCACCCUUUAUGCCCCCUCCACCACCUCCACCUAUGACACCACCCAAACCUCCUGCCAUGCCACCACCUCCACCACCAUCACAUGUCACAAUUACACCACAAAAGACCUCUCCUAUACCUAAUUUUGUUGCUCCACCACCUGCUCCACCUCUUGUGGCCUCUAUGCCACCAGUACCUCAGGCAUCACCAUUGCAUCCUCCAAAACCAAAGACAAUUUCAGCUUCUUCUACAUCACAAGUAAGUAUUCCUCCACCAGCACCACCAAAAGCUCCACCAGCACCUCCACCUUUGCCAAGUCAAACUGGUACAUCCACCACAGAGCCACAGUUGCCUUUACUUAAGGCACUUCAAGAAAAACAGCAAACACUGAAACAAAUCUCUAAAAAGCCCAUAGACAUUAGACCUGCUCAGAUAUCUUCUGUUGAAAUAACUAGCGAUGAUAAACAAAAGGUCAGAGUUGGUAAAAUUAAGGGUGAGUUAGAAGCUCUCUUCUCUCCAAAGAAAGAUGAAAAAUUAAGAGAUCUUAAAAAGAGUCCGAAUGAAAAUACACUUGUAAAUUCUUUAAUGAUGAAAGUACCUCACAUACCAUCUGUAUCUAAUAAGGAAAAUGCUGAUGGAGACACAUCAGACUGGAUACCUAAAAGCAACAACACAAAUUUUCAUAUUCCUGAACCAGACUAUUUGCCCAUCACGCCCACUCAAACAAUGAAGAAACCAACCUAUCCAGCUGUGCAAAAUAUUUCACAACCCAUAUUUGAAGGCUCUUCUUCAAAACCAGCUUUCUCACAAAAAGCCACAGAUGUAGUAAGUACAAAAAUGAAUGUUAUUCCAGCCUACAAGCCUCACCACGAGAGGAAUGCAUCAUCUGGAAGCUUGAGCUUGGACAAAUUAUCACUUGCAGUUUCGGAAACGGCAGUAGGGAGCUUAAAAAAAGAUGAUGUUCCAUAUCAUGCAACGUCUCUCAUAAUACCAGGGGAAGGUAUUAUUAAACAUCCAGCAACUUCAUUUAAAUCAGAAUAUCCCAUAAAGCAAGAGGAAGGUAUAAAUAAUCAUCCAUCAACUUCAUUGAAUUCAGAAUCUUUCAUGCAACAAGAAGGUGGUAUAAAUAAACAUCCUGUCACUGGUGAGCAGGUUGAAGCCAAUUCUCCAAUGGCUUUGCUCCUGGCUGCAAAGAAGCGGGCCCAAAAAGGUAAUCGUUCUAUGCCUCCAGAAAGCAGUAACAUGCCUAAAAUUUCUGUUUCAAGUCCUUUAACCUCUCAGUAUAAUGAUGUCAAAGCAAAUACAUUUGUUGUUGUUCCCAAGAAAGAAAACGGGGGACAGUUUAAUGAAGAGGAAGUAACCAGUUUUAGUUCUAAAUCAAGUAGUAAUUUAGGUAAUGUUGCAAGAUGGGCAGAUAAAGAUUUUCCAUCAUCUAGUGUAAAUAUUUUGGGAUUAAAUUCACAAAAGGCAGAUGAUGAAAAGACCAGCUGGAUGCAUGGUGAGGAAAAAACUGUUAGACAGGUUCCUAUGGACAGAAAUGAAGACUUCUGGAAUGUCAAGUCUUCUGUCAUUGAAAACCACAACUCACCCAACAGGUCAAAUUUUAUGGAUGCAUACACAGUCAAUAUAUCCUCUGUCCCUUCACCUGUCCCAGCUUCAAAGACCUAUGAGGACCGUGAUUAUGGAAUAAUACCACCUCCAGCAGAAUUCAUGAACACUCCACCAUCCACACAAAUUGACUGGAAUCGGAAGGAUAGAGUAUAUGAUGGCAACAAAUCAAAAUUGGAUUUGGGAUCCCAUUAUGACUGGAAUAAUGAAAGUAAUCAGUCUUUGGGGUCUCGGAGACUCUCAUAUAAUAGUGACUAUAACAAACCCACAACUGAUAAUUACACUACAGGAAUCAGCAGAGAUCCACAAAAAGGUUCCCUAAUUAAGAAACGACUCUAUAUGCCGGCUCCAGAAAGCUCAGGGAGCUAUGGAAAAAAUACACACUCUCUAAGGUCAUCGGCUUUGCCAGGGUCUUAUAGUCAUAUGUAUACCCAGUCUAGCUCCAGCAUGAAUCCGGAAUCACGACGCUCUGGCAAUCCUUCAAGAUAUAUGUCACAGGGAAGGAGACUGUCUUCUGAAAACAUGGUACAGAAUUUGACUGAUAUGAAAUACAGAUCUCAAAACCCUGACUAUGGGAAAUCAACGAGUAGAUCACAAAGUACCUACCAGCAGGGUAUGACUUUCACUGUGAGGCCAGGCACCAGGCAGCCAAUUUCUCAGAUGUAUCAAGGAGGCUACCUCUGAAGGCAUCCUGAAUACCAACAGCCUACAGUUUUGCCUAUAGGCAGAUACAAACAAACCUGAAGAAGCUGCUUGUAACUUUGACCUGACGACAAAAUACGCAAUUUCACACGCUAGUUUGCUAGUACUUCUUAUGCUAGACUUUUAGUCAUCUUUACACAUGUGCAGAAAGGGUAUUUAUAUAACGUGCUACUUGAAUGAUCUAGAUAUAUACUCAGUUUCGACCCCAGUUGGCAUUUUUAGGUGGUGAAAGUGUAGCUAUCUAUAGCAUCCAAUGAAAUCUCUGUAUACUGUGGUCAAAAAUUUUAAACCGUUUCUAUGGGUUGCUGCACUUUGCACUUAUUAAAUAGGGCUAUAUAUGUCAGCAGUGCACUUGAAGCAAAUAACCUCUACUUUGCACUUCACCCUCUUGGCCUUUGGGGUUGACGUAUUCUGUAUCGUGUUUGCAGAAAAAAAUACUUUUGAGCAGUUCUAACUUUUUGGAACUAACCAUACAAAGUUUAUUUUAUAUAUAUGUUUUUAUCUGAGAAUUUCUUAGAACUUUGUUAUACUUUCCCUUUAAAUUCUUUUUUUAAUGUUGUUCUUUUACUCGUUAUUAUGGUCAUAUAUUUGGCUGUACUUGCUUGUCAUGAGGUUUAUAUACAAAUUUUAUUUUAUGAUAUAUCUAUUAUAAAGAUAAUGUCUACUAUGUAAAAAUGAUGUACAUAAUAUUAUAAUAGGAGAUCCUUACAAGGAUAUCUGGCAACAAGCACUUUUUGAAUGUAUAUUCAAUGUAAAUAUAUAUAUAUAAAUAUAUAUGUCAGGUGUUCUUUUAUGUGCAUUUGUUUAUAGAUAUUCAGCAUUGACCAUUUUGGUUUUGCUUUUAAAGAGGAUGCGUGAUGCUUUUGCAUGUUCUUUCCUCAAUGUUCUUUUACAGCAAUAAAAUAUUUUAUGCAACAGGUAA
Rana temporaria (common frog) is the source of this 4932-nucleotide messenger RNA. RefSeq lists its product as uncharacterized. Bases 225 to 3992 code for a protein of 1255 amino acids. The transcript is spliced from 5 exons. The record is from RefSeq and is a predicted model, not a curated record. NCBI's taxonomy places the organism in Eukaryota, Metazoa, Chordata, Amphibia, Anura, Ranidae.